This is a messenger RNA of Culex quinquefasciatus (southern house mosquito), 2338 nucleotides long. It is a transcript of the gene sip3, whose product is annotated as E3 ubiquitin-protein ligase HRD1. The coding region runs from base 341 to 2146 and encodes 601 amino acids. NCBI's taxonomy places the organism in Eukaryota, Metazoa, Arthropoda, Insecta, Diptera, Culicidae. The transcript has 6 exons. Gene Ontology annotation, cellular component: cytoplasm. The record is from RefSeq and is a predicted model, not a curated record.
UUUGGAAGACAUUUGAAAAUAUUCAGUGUUUCUCAGUGUGUACGUGGAAUUGUGGCAUUUGUUUUCGAGUGAAUUUUAAGUAAAAUUGCCAGAAUAUCAAGAAUAUUUUGCUAAUUUGCGUGGAAGGUUGACGUUACACCAUGUUUUAGUAGCAGCAAUCCUUCCCGGUGCUGAAUUGCGCAGAGCAAAGUGCCGUAACUUUUCGAGCGUAUCGCACAUAUGUAAAAGGUCACGCUCGUCACACGGCGGAAGGAAAAAAGAAAAAGUUUCGCCCAGAUAAUUCAACAAGAUUAACAUUUUCUUUGAAAGUAUCAGCCAGCUGGCUGAGAAUUUACUAGAGAUGCGUGCCCUCGGGAUAUCGGUGAUAAGUUUGACGCUGACCGGAAUGGUGAUCGGGAAUGCGUACUACCAGAAGAAGCAGUUUUAUCCAUCCGUCGUCUACAUCACAAAGUCCAACCCAAGUAUGGCGGUUAUCUACAUACAGUCGCUGGUCCUAGUGCUGAUGCUGGGCAAACUGAUGAAGAAGAUCUUCCUGGGAACGCUGCGGGCGGCCGAAUUUGAGCACCUGAUGGAGCGGUUCUGGUACGCGCUGACCGAGACGUGUCUCGCCUUCACCGUGUUUCGGGACGACUUUAAUCCCAAGUUUGUGGCUCUGUUUACGGUGCUCCUAUUUCUCAAGUCGUUCCACUGGCUGGCGGAGGAUCGCGUCGACUAUAUGGAACGAAGUCCAGUGAUUGGAUGGAUAUUCCACCUCAGAGUGGCCGGACUGUUGGCUUGCCUGGCCGUUUUGGACUAUCAGCUGAUUGCUUACGCGUACCAGUCAACGAUCGCCAAGGGUGCCACCGUGCAGUUGGUGUUUGGAUUCGAGUACGCGAUCCUGAUGACGAUGGUUCUGAACACGGCCAUCAAGUACAUGUUCCACGCAGCGGAGUUGCGAUCCGAUACGCCCUGGGAGAACAAGGCCGUCUUUCUACUGUACACGGAAUUGAUCAUUGGACUGAUUCGAGUGAUCCUGUACGUGAUUUUCGUAAUUCUCAUGGUGAAAAUCUACACAUUGCCACUGUUUGCUUUCCGGCCCAUGUACUACACGAUGAGAAAUUUCAAAAAAGCACUCAACGACGUGAUUCUAUCGCGCCGUGCCAUUCGAAACAUGAACACCCUGUAUCCGGACGCCACGCCGGAAGAGCUGCAACUGUCAGACAACAUUUGCAUCAUCUGCCGGGAGGACAUGGUCAGCAGCUCGAAGAAGCUGCCGUGUGGGCACAUUUUCCACACCGCCUGUCUGCGGUCGUGGUUCCAGCGGCAGCAGACGUGCCCGACCUGUCGGUUGAACAUUUUGCGCACUCCCAUCACAACAACCGCGCCGAAUCCCAUCCAACCGGCUGCCGGCAACGACGCGAACAAUCAAAACGACGCAAAUCGAUCUACUUCGACGAUGGGAGCGGCAGGUGCGACCGUGCCCGGAGCUGCCGCAGCACAGGCUAAUUUGCCAAAUAUGAAUCUACCAAACUCGGCCACCCUCCCAAUAAUUCCUGGAGCACCCGGAUUUGUACUCCCGCAGAUGCCGUUCAUCGGCCUUCCACCUUCCACCUUGCUUAUGCCUCUGCCCCCGGUUCCGCCAGCUCUGGACACCCUAACCGACGAAGAGCUGCGCGCAAUGGAAGGAAACGAGCGCCACCACGUCGAAGAACGAAUUAAGCAUCUCCAAAACAUUCGCACCCUGCUGGACGCUUCGGUUGCCCUCAUGAACCAAUAUUCGACGAUCGUUGCCCGGUUGCCCCCGGUGGAGAUCGUUCCAGCCGCAGCAACUUUGACAACCGCCGCCGUACCGCCACCACCAUCACCAGUUGCAUCGCCAUCCACCGAGGUAGCCGCCAGCAGCAGUGCAUCCGCCGUACUUGCGACCGUCAAGCAACCGUCCGAAGUUCAAAUCGAAGACCUCGGCAGCGAUGACGAUUCGGUGACAAAGCUGAAGAAAGAACCGCUCCCGAGUACCAGCAAAGCGUUCCUUAUAACUCCCGACCAGCAGCAACAAUCGCCGUCCACCAGCAGUAGCAGCGUGCGACAUUCAGAGGAUUCCGAAAUGAGCGAACUAAGGCGCAGAAGGUUGGAAAAGUUUGGCGCCGCCUCGUCUGGAGCCAACUAGAGCGACCCUGCGAUAAAACAAGACUGGCGAAGGCUUCAAUUUCCGGAAAGAUCCGGCAAAAACAGAGAGAAAAGAAAAACAUCCACUUGAUGCCGCUGGGAGCUGCGGAGUGAUACAUGAAUUAUUAUUUUGUUUAGUUUUUCUCCGAUUUUCUAUUUGUUAUAUAAUUAUUGCUUUUAUCCUUCGCUUUAA